UCCAGGACUGAACAUGUGGGACUUCCUGCUGUUCGAGAGCAAAGGGAGAGAGGACAGCCAAGCACAAACAGCCAGCCAAGCCAGCAAACAGGAAUAUUCAUUGUUUUUGUUGUUUCAAGGUCAUAUAUGAACAUGAUUCUCCCUUUUGUUGUUGUUUUUACAUCAUUACAUUGUUUGUUCAAUGAGAAUAUGUGGAAACUCUGGAAGGAAAGCAUAGUGUUCAACAAAGUGCUGAUUGUUGCUGAAGAAGUGCCAAAGAACUGAACACAUGGAGACUGAGUGUGAGUGUGCCCUUCAGUGGCCAGAGAGCCAAACUGACGAGGACAGUGACACAGAAGAGAUCCUGUGUGGAAUUCAUGAGAGCUGCGCCACUGACCUGUAUCACCACCCCCAGCUGGAUACUGAUAUAGAGGCAGUCAGGACUUUGUAUUCAGACUCUGCAGUCUCUGUCAGGGAGUAUGGGUCAAUUGAUGGUGUGGAUGUUGACCUAAACAUAAAUGCCAAGCUUUUGAAUCAGGAAGUGGCCCAGGCCUGGAGGAUUAAUCCAUCAGAGCCCAUCGUUAUCCGUCUGCACUUCUCUCUGUCUCAGUAUCUGGACGGACCCGGUGGGUAUCAACAAUACUGCUCACCUUCAGUUGAAGUCUUUCAACCAUCCAAUACAGACGAUUUCAGCCUUGGGAAACAACUUCAGAAUAUUCUCACCGUCUUCUUAUCUCGGGAGUGGAAACAUCUGACCAACGAGAACAUCGUAGUCCGUCAGAAGAGGAGACAAAGCUGGUUCAGGCCAAGUGGAACCAUCAAGAAAGUUCGUGCAAGGCUUAACGUCUGGCUCCCGCUAUCAAAGUCAAAUGAGCUCCAGGAACCAGCUGUGAAAGAAAGGAUCAUUUUGCCAGCAAUGAAACUGAACCCUUUCACGAAUCAUACACCUUCAUACACCAUCAAGAAUCCCACAGGAGAGCUCUUCAACUACACACCCAGUGGAAAUGCGAAGGCUCUCUCUCCAGCUGAAAGGGUGGUGGUAUCAGCAGUGAAGUCAUCAGCACAGAUUAGUACCAAACAGCUGAUAGAGCUGCUAUUCUCCACCCAGGCCAUCGGGCACUGUAAGACGACCCCAACUCUGCAGCACGGCUUCUUGGUGCAGAUAAUGAGGUAUGCUGAGCAGAGAAUCCCCACGCUGAAUGAAUACUGCGUUGUUUGUGAUGAGCGACAUGUGAUUCAGAACGGCCCGAUGUUAAAGCCAGCAGUCUGCACCAGGGAGCUAUGUGUCUUUUCCUUUUAUACAUUGGGGGUUAUGUCUGGAGCUACAGAUGAAGUGGCCACUGGCGCAGAGGUUGUUGACCUCCUGGUGGCCAUGUGCAGAGCUGCCCUUCAGUCUUCACGCAAGGGCAUCAUAUUUGAACCGUACCCUUCGGUUGUUGAUCCAUUCAACCCCAAAAUCCUGGCCUUUAGUCCCAAGAGAAAGAGCUACAAUAGGCUGCAAAAAGCUCUGGACAGUGUCUUGUUAAUCAGGAGGAUGGCACAGGGUCCCUAUUCUGAAAUAAAGAAGCAGAUGGACAAGAUAGACCCUCUCGCUUAUCCCUUACUACAAUGGAUUUUAGCAAGCAACAGAUCACACAUUGUCAAGCUUCCAUGGAACAGGCAACUAAAGUUCAUGCACACACCCCAUCAGUUCCUGUUGAUCAGCGGCCCUCCAUCCAAAGAGGCUCGUUUUCAAACUGCCAGGAAACUUCAUGGCAGCACCUUUGCUUUCCAUGGUUCCCACAUUGAAAACUGGCACUCUAUCUUGAGAAAUGGGCUGGUAAAUGCCUCCUAUACAAAAUUUCAGCUUCAUGGAGCUGCAUAUGGGAAAGGCAUCUAUCUGAGUCCAAUCUCAAGCAUAUCAUUUGGAUAUUCUGAGAUGGGUAAAGGGCAGCACCACAUACCCACCAGAGAAGAACGCAUAAAGAAAUACAACCAAAUAAACAAAAUUCAAGAGGACCAGCCGGGGCAAACCAGGUUUCUGCAAAACAGGAACCUAAACUGCAUCGCUCUCUGCGAAGUGAUAACUUCAAAGGACCUUCAAAAACAUGGAAACAUUUGGGUGUGUCCGAUAUCAGACCAUGUGUGCACACGUUUCCUCUUUGUGUAUGAGAAUGGCCAGGUGGGAGAUGUCCACAUCAACACACAGGAAGCCAGAAUCCACAGGGAAAUUUUACAAGUAAUUGCCUCAGCACAGCUUUGAAGCAAGAAAAAAAAACACUGUCUGAAUAGGUCUUAGUUACUUUGUGGCUGAAUUUAUUAAGUUUGGCUUUUAUUGUUUUGACAAGUUAACAAUGAGACGCUUUUAUCAACUUUUGUUUGAAUGAAAAACCUUAACUCAAAAGGAAGGAGAAGGGCAUCUCUUCUUUCUGUUGUCAACUGCAAUAAUAUUAGAUGGAAGAAACUAGUUUGUUGUGUCACAAUGCCCACCUGUAAAAGCUUUUUUUGCCUUAUACCUUAAUUUACAGUCCGGUGUAAUUUAAAUUUGAUUUGUGUCUACCGCCAGUGUCAUACCUAUGUACUGUAAAUACAUAUUUUGUACAUUUUUAUAACCACACAUUUUUUAAAUAAAAGUUUACAAUA
Messenger RNA from Dicentrarchus labrax (European seabass), 2601 nucleotides. Its product is annotated as protein mono-ADP-ribosyltransferase PARP6-like. Gene Ontology annotation, biological process: endoplasmic reticulum unfolded protein response. The record is from RefSeq and is a predicted model, not a curated record. Gene Ontology annotation, molecular function: kinase binding; protein serine/threonine kinase activator activity; NAD+ poly-ADP-ribosyltransferase activity. Gene Ontology annotation, cellular component: membrane; nuclear envelope; endoplasmic reticulum tubular network. Bases 269 to 2221 code for a protein of 650 amino acids. The transcript has 23 exons. NCBI's taxonomy places the organism in Eukaryota, Metazoa, Chordata, Actinopteri, Moronidae.